AUGGUGAUGCUCCAGUCGCCAGCGAAAAGCGCCAAUGUUUUGCCAGCGAAUGCCGUCGGCGGUCAGCUAAGCCCCAACUCGAAUCCCGAUUCGCCCAAAUCGAACACCUCACCGGAGGUGGCGUGCAGUAAUGCCGACGGUGCUGCCACGCCAACAUCUACAACGUCUAGCGCCUCGCUAACACCAAAGAUACCGAAAUUCAUUAUAAGCCAACAAUCUAUAGCAGCUGCGACCGCUGCUGCUACCGGCAACAAUAGCGGUACACUAACUACCGCCGGUAAGUCGCCUCACUCCAGUGGCGACAGUCUGCGCUUUUCUCUCGAACGGCUUAAGCAGAUGACAGAGCUCAAAGUGGUGAAUCACCUCAGUCCAACGGCAGCUGCCAGCGGCUCAGCUGAACAGGAGGAUGCGAUAAAGUGCAACAACAACAACAGCAAUAGUGUUAGCAACAACAAUGCUAAUGCUAAUGGCAUCUCUACCCACAGGCACGGCAAUAGCAGUAAUAGCAGCAAUAGCGACAAUGGUCACUCGCUUUCACCACCAGCCACUUUCUCCAGCCCGCUCCAUCACAAUCUACUCGAAUUCAACGACACCACUUGCCAGCUGCCGCGGCCCGAGCCUUUGCCCCACCCGCAUGCCGCACUGCUACAACAACAUCCACAUCUCUUAAAAAAUCCACAGUUCCUUGCGGCCGCUGCUGCCCAACAUCAACAUCAUCAUAAUCUCCAUCAACAUCCGCAUCAUCAUCUUCAUCAACAACAGCCAACUAAUCAUCCGCAUUCGCAUUCCCACCAUCCAUUAACAGACCUUCAUCCGCUGCGUCCACCGUUGUCCACAAUGGCUGGCUUGCCGCCGCCACCAACACAAUCUCUAAAUUCGCAUCAACGUCUCUCAUCACCCGCCAGUUCACCACUUUCGCCACCCACGUCACCAUUUCAACCGCAUUCCGAACAGCCGCAAACAACGCCACAACUGCUGUCACCGGUGCAGCCACAACAUCAGCAUCAACAUCAGCACCAGCAACAACAUUCCGCACACUCGUCUUUUACUUCCUCGUCGUCCUCCUCUGCGUCUAAUGCCAAUGUCGCAUUUUCGCCCCAACAACAGCAUUUACUGUCAACGCCACCCUCAUCAAUGUUGCUCAGCGCUCCUCAUACCCUUCCACAUGCCACCCAAUUGGCCAGCUGUAGUCCCUCGUCAACACUUACGGCGCCACAUGAUAUGGAUCUGGAAAGGAUUAAGUUGGUCGCCGCACAGGCUGUGGCCGCUCGUUCUACCGUGACAUUGGGCUCAGCUGUAACUGCGUCGAGCACCUCCACCGCCGCUGCUGCUGCCUCUAUGGCUGCUGCAGCAACCGGCUUGUGCUUACCAUCAUCGAACCAGCGCCCGGAUCUUAGUGAUUAUGGAUUUCGAAUACAAUUGGGUGGGUUGGCGGCAGCAGCAGCAGCAGCUGCGGCUACUUCACGCCAAAUUGCGGCGGCAAAUUAUGCGAGAAGUGAUACCAGCGAGGAAUUAAAUGUGGAUGGCAACGAUGAGGAUAGCAACGAUGGAUCGCACGACACGCCAACGGCUUGUCCUGUUGAUCUGACGAGAUCGGUACCAACCUCUGCCUCAACAACAUCGUCGGCGACGAAUGCGUCAACGGAAAAGGAAGCCACAAAACGGUUAGCGUUCUCAGUGGAAAAUAUCUUGGAUCCAAACAAAUUCACUGGCCGAAAUGGUCCAUCCGGACAUUAUGGCGGUCGUGGUUGGGGCUCAAGCAGCAGUAAUGCCGAUCGAGAUGAUGAAAUGCACGACGACGAGCACAGUGAAGAUAUGUCGGCUCACGACCUCAAUGACAUGGAUCAGGAUGAUAUGUGUGAUGAUGGCAUGAGUAGUGACAUUGAUGACCACGCCAGCGAGACGGAUUCAAAGAAGGGUGGCAGUCGUAAUGGCGAUGGCAAAUCACAAGGUGGUAGUGGCGGCGGCUCUAAGCCAAGGCGUGCACGUACCGCCUUCACCUAUGAACAGCUGGUAUCGUUGGAGAAUAAAUUCAAGACGACGCGUUAUUUGAGCGUUUGCGAACGUCUUAAUUUAGCGCUGAGUCUCAGCCUCACCGAAACGCAGGUUAAAAUCUGGUUUCAAAAUCGACGCACCAAAUGGAAGAAACAAAACCCAGGCAUGGAUGUGAACAGUCCGACGAUUCCACCACCACCGGGUGGGGCAGGUUUCGGACCAGGCGCCUAUGCCAGCAGUCUGCUUUACACACAUGCCGUGCCCUAUCCACCCUAUGGACCCUACUUCCAUCCACUUGGCGCACAUCAUCUUAGUCAUUCGCACUCAUAAAAUUGCAAGAUGCAACAGCGAUUGUUGCAAAUAUUAGAAAUGCGAAAGUAUCAAAAACGUGAAGAACAUACGAGUAAAACGGGUACCGACGGAAUGCUGAACAAAUAAUGAAGAAAGCAGGCAUAAAGGAGAGGAGAAGCACGGAAGAAGAAUGCUGACUAAAAUGUGAUUUCUGGGAAAAAUUUGUGGUACAGGGUGGCGCAAAAUUAAUCAUCCUAUCGGAAGAUUUAUAAUUUGUGCAAAUGGGUCAAACAUAUUUAGCAUCUGUGAAAUACUCAGCUGCAGACAGACAAACAGAUAAGCAACGGAGCGCGUAAAAUAAAGAUUCCCAUCUCUCGAAAUAAUUUUUUUAUUUAAUAAAAAAGGUAUUUAAAAACCUCAUCGGAUGAUUAAUUUUGUGCCACCUUGUGUAAGUGUGUAGAUGUGUGCUGAUCUUGCUAGGUUCAGAAAUUUUUGUGAAACUGCACCUUAAGGCUUAACGGUGCUGUCAAUUAAAUGCAUGCACACACAAGCAUACCUACUUGAACGUUGCAAUUGUAAAUAUUCGAAUAUGUUGGGAAUUUGUUUUCAUGCUUGAUUUGAUAUUUUAACUUAGGUCAUAAAGUGAAUAUUUGAAGUUUCUGGUAUCCUAGUUAAUUGAUUCUAUGGAUAAGU
This is a messenger RNA of Anastrepha obliqua, 2979 nucleotides long. It is a transcript of the gene slou, whose product is annotated as homeobox protein slou. The record is from RefSeq and is a predicted model, not a curated record. Gene Ontology annotation, molecular function: RNA polymerase II cis-regulatory region sequence-specific DNA binding; DNA-binding transcription factor activity, RNA polymerase II-specific. Gene Ontology annotation, cellular component: nucleus. The coding region runs from base 1 to 2325 and encodes 774 amino acids. Lineage: Eukaryota; Metazoa; Arthropoda; Insecta; Diptera; Tephritidae. The transcript has 4 exons. Gene Ontology annotation, biological process: cell differentiation; regulation of transcription by RNA polymerase II.